This is a messenger RNA of Antrostomus carolinensis (chuck-will's-widow), 1182 nucleotides long. It is a transcript of the gene SCG5, whose product is annotated as secretogranin V. Gene Ontology annotation, biological process: regulation of hormone secretion; neuropeptide signaling pathway. Gene Ontology annotation, molecular function: enzyme regulator activity. The record is from RefSeq and is a predicted model, not a curated record. NCBI's taxonomy places the organism in Eukaryota, Metazoa, Chordata, Aves, Caprimulgiformes, Caprimulgidae. Gene Ontology annotation, cellular component: secretory granule. The transcript has 4 exons. The annotation marks the transcript as partial.
GUGGUGCGCACGAGGGUCUCCAGCACUUGGGUCCUUAUGGCAACAUCCCAAACAUUGUGGCUGAGCUGACAGGAGAUAAUGUUCCAAAGGAUUUUGGUGAAGACCAAGGAUAUCCUGAUCCUCCAAAUCCCUGUCCUAUUGGAAAAACAGUUGAUGAUGGGUGUCUAGAAAACACCCCAGACACAGCAGAGGUCAGCAGGGAAUACCAGCUGCACCAACACCUUUUUGAUCCAGAGCAUGACUAUCCCAACAUGGGCAAGUGGAGCAAGAAUUUACUCCUUGAGAAGAUUAAUGGUGGUCCAAAAAGAAGAAAGAGGAGUGUGAACCCCUAUCUGCAAGGACAGCGACUGGAUAAUGUUGUAGCAAAGAAGUCUGUUCCACAUUUUUCAGAUGAAGACAAAGAUCCUGAAUAAGUACAAUAAAAACGAAUGAUGAAAAUUCGUGCCAUCCUCUGCUAGAUCGUAAUAUUGCUUAUAUAUAAUCAUCUAUUAAAAUCCUUGUGAAUGGCAGCAUGUUUAUUAUUUAUAGAAUUAUAGAUGAAAAACAGCUGUAUUUAUAACAGUAUGUUCUCCUAGAUAACAAAAAUAUGGUUCUGCUUUUUGUUAAGUUAUGGUAAAAGGACAUUUCUGUUGUUUUUAUUUUAGUCAUGGAGCAAACUUUAAAAAUGUUAGUCAUUUUAAUAGCUAACGUGAGGUAAAUGGUCUUAAUGAGCAGCUUGUAAAUAGGAAGAUGUUAAAAAAAUGCCCGAUCUGAUUCCAACUUUUAAUCUUAAACGUUACUGUGUUUGACACAUGAAAAUUAUAGUUUUAUGUUUUGUUCACAAAUAUUGUUACUUAGCAAAGACAAAGUAUUUAUUUUACCCAGAGAAUUUUGGCUUUUGGUCUAUUUUAAUAAACAUUUAAGCAAUCUACAAGGUUUGCAAGUGACAUUUUCCAAAAUAUUUCAGAGGCUCGUUUGUCUCAGUUAUUGCUGUGCAAAUUUAAAAAUUAAAGAAAUGCUUUUUGACUCAGUCCACUGGAAUAUUUUUCUGUUAGUUUUAAUCUUUCCAUGUCUGCAACUUUCCUGAACACUUGCACAUCUUUCUUAUCAAUGGUACUGUUGUGUGGAAAUUAAUCUCCCCUGCUGUUCCUUGUCUUAGUAACAAGCAGCGUUUGUGCAUUAUAAUGUGCUUAAAUUAUGUGU